GCCAGGACCGUACAGGCCAAAUUAGAAGCUUGGCAGUUCUUCAAGUCUACAUGGUACGCAUUUCUCUGUACAUCUGGCUUCAUCUUACUCUCCUGACUUAGUAUUUUCUUCACGAUGAUUGUUUCCUAAUAAAAGAAAAAAAAAACCCAACUCUGAAGAUGUGAUAAUGGAUCAUCAUGUUUCCACUAUCAAACCUCGAAGAAUCCAGAACCAAAAUGUCAUUCACCGCUUGGAACGGCGGCGAAUCAGCUCAGGCAAGGCAGGCACCCACUGGCAUCAGGUCCGAGUGUUCCACCAGAAUGUCUUCCCCAACUUCACGGUUGUCAAUGUUGAAAAGCCUCCAUGUUUCUUGCGUAAAUUCUCGCCUGAUGGGCGCUACUUUAUUGCUUUCUCUUCAGACCAGACCUCUCUUGAGAUCUAUGAGUACCAGGGCUGCCAGGCAGCUGAGGACUUACUGCAGGGCUCUGAGGGGGAGAUCCUGUCCAAUGGCAAUGACCAGCGGUCAGUCAACAUCCGUGGCCGGCUCUUCGAACGCUUUUUUGUCCUGCUGCAUAUUACCAACGUGGCCGCCAAUGGGGAGCACCUGAACCGGGAGUGCAGCCUCUUCACCGACGACUGCCGCUGUGUCAUCGUGGGCUCAGCUGCCUACCUCCCUGAUGAGCCACACCCUCCUUUUUACGAGGUUUACCGGAACAGUGAGUCUGUGACCCCCAACCCCCGGUCCCCCCUGGAGGACUAUUCCCUUCACAUCAUCGACCUUCACACGGGCCGCCUGUGUGACACCCGCACCUUCAAGUGUGACAAGGUGGUCCUGUCGCACAACCAAGGGCUGUACUUGUACAAAAACAUCCUGGCCAUCUUGUCGGUGCAGCAGCAGACGAUCCACGUCUUCCAGGUGACUCCUGAAGGCACUUUCAUUGAUGUGAGGACCAUCGGCCGCUUCUGCUAUGAGGAUGACCUCCUCACGGUGUCGGCCGUUUUCCCGGAGGUGCAGCGGGACAGUCAGACGGGCAUGGCCAAUCCUUUCAGAGACCCCUUCAUCAACUCCCUGAAACACCGGCUGCUCGUGUACCUGUGGCGCCGGGCAGAGCAGGAUGGGAGCGCGAUGGCCAAGAGGCGCUUCUUCCAAUAUUUUGACCAGCUGCGACAGCUGCGCAUGUGGAAAAUGCAGCUUCUGGAUGAAAACCAUCUGUUUAUCAAGUACACCAGUGAGGAUGUGGUAACCCUGCGGGUCACAGACCCAUCACAGGCAUCUUUCUUCGUGGUAUACAAUAUGGUGACAACAGAGGUGAUUGCGGUGUUUGAGAAUACAUCAGAUGAGCUUCUAGAGCUCUUUGAGAACUUCUGUGACCUCUUCCGUAAUGCUACCCUCCAUAGUGAAGUCCAAUUUCCCUGCUCAGCUUCCAGCAACAAUUUUGCAAGGCAGAUCCAGCGCCGGUUUAAAGACACUAUUGUAAAUGCCAAGUAUGGAGGCCACACGGAGGCAGUGCGCCGGCUGCUGGGUCAGCUACCCAUCAGUGCCCAGUCUUACAGCGGGAGCCCCUACCUUGAUUUGUCUCUCUUCAGCUACGAUGACAAGUGGGUGUCUGUCAUGGAGCGACCCAAGACUUGCGGAGAUCAUCCUAUCAGGUACUAGUCUCAUACAUUAAGUAGUUCUGCUCUUUGCUUCUCAUCAAAACAUCUGAUUCAGGUAAGUGUUAUUUCCUUUUAAAGGUACCCAGGGUAGGAAACCACAUACCGUUGCAUAAUAGUGUUUAUAGUUGAGACUUUCUAAUUUUAUUUCACUCAAAUUAUUUUAUCCCCUCAUGUUACCUAGUAGAAAAGAUAGCAGAGAUAAUUUGGGAAAUAGGCAGGUUUUGGAGAAACACAUGCGUCCUUACAUGAGAAAUUUUAGAAUGUGGACUACUGUGUUACCGCUAGAACCUGGAAAACUAAGCCAGUCCUUCCCUCACAGAUGUCCACUCCACAGACCACCCCCCGUUUUCCCCAUGUUGGGAGCUUGUGUUUUGUGUGCUGUGUUAGAUACUAGGGAGAGAAACUGGUACCAUCACCAUCCGUGGGGUGAUUUCAGCGGGGGUGUGUUCCUGGAACCCUUAGCUGGAGAGUGGAAGGCCUUUUUCACAUGGAAGCAGUGUUAGGUAGUGUUUCACUGUCCAGCUUCAUUGUGUGCUAAAUAGACUUGUGUAACUCAUUCUGAACAGUUAAUCAUCGCUCAUAGUAUUUCCUUUGGGAAAUUGUAGUCAAGUUCCAAAAACCAGUUCCCUUUUUUUUUUUUUUUAAAUUCUAGAAAGCUUUAAACAUAUAAAAUGUGGAAGAGUAUAAUGAACCUGCACAUACCUACCACCCAGUUUUAACAGUUAUAAGGUCAUGGUCAAUGUUGUCAUCUCUUUCUACUCCCCCCCACCCCCGCCCCACCAAACUGCCACUCUUGAUUAUUCUGAAGCAAAUUCCAGAUUUUAUAGCAUUUUUUACUCAUAUAUAUUUCGGCAUGAAUUUCUAAAAGAUAAAGACUUAGAAAAAUAUAUCCUCCAUACCAUUACUCUGUCCUAAGAAAAUUCUUAAAAUUUUGUGAUGAUCACCAAGUACCUAGUU
Lutra lutra (Eurasian river otter) is the source of this 2592-nucleotide messenger RNA. It is a transcript of the gene DET1, whose product is annotated as DET1 partner of COP1 E3 ubiquitin ligase. Gene Ontology annotation, cellular component: cullin-RING ubiquitin ligase complex; nucleus. The transcript has 6 exons. The record is from RefSeq and is a predicted model, not a curated record. The coding region runs from base 167 to 1636 and encodes 489 amino acids. Gene Ontology annotation, molecular function: ubiquitin-like ligase-substrate adaptor activity; ubiquitin protein ligase binding. Gene Ontology annotation, biological process: positive regulation of proteasomal ubiquitin-dependent protein catabolic process; protein ubiquitination. NCBI's taxonomy places the organism in Eukaryota, Metazoa, Chordata, Mammalia, Carnivora, Mustelidae.